UGACAAUUGAAUUAACAAAAUGUUUACACGGUUCGAUGCGAAUAAGUCAACGAAGGGAGCCAGCAAGUUACGAAGAGAUCUAAUUAACGCUGAAAUAGCAAAUUUACGAGAAUUAUUACCCUUACCACCUUCAACGAGGCAGAGGCUGUCGCAACUCCAACUUAUGGCACUAGUGUGUGUAUACGUCAGGAAAGCCAAUUAUUUUCAGCAAGCUUUCAAAUGCCACGAUGUGGGUUUGCACCAAUCACCAACGCCGAAUAUAGGAUUCUCUAAGGCGUUGAGCGGUUUCCUAAUGAUGAUGACGCAGAACGGAAAACUAUUGUACAUAUCCGAUAAUGCUGCAGAGUACCUGGGCCAUUCCAUGGUGAGUGUUUUACAGGAGGACCUGUUGAUCCAUGGAGAUAGUGUAUAUGAUAUUAUAGAUAAACAAGAUCACCAAGCAAUACAGUGCGAAUUGGGAAGGCCAGUAACCACAGGGUCCAAUACCAGUCCGACCGAUGAAGUUCGUUUGUUUUUGUGUAGAAUGAAUGUUUCGAGGAACGCCAGGCGACAGAUGAGAUUCGGUGACCAAAAGGUAGUGCUCGUCCAAGGGAGGUACUUGUCAUUCCUUCCGCUUUGCAGCCGCAACGAACCCGUCUUCCUGGCCACCUGUACGCCAGUCGCAAUGCCGGAGACCAGGGAGUGCGUCGUUCAGGGUGCCACCAACGUAUUUACCUCCAUCCACUCUAUGGAUAUGCGCUUCAUCCACAUCGACAACAACGGCGAAUUCUACCUGGGCUUUCCGCGCUCCGAUCUGCAGGGGGUGUCCUGGUACCGGCUGCUGCACUGGGAAUGCACGCGCGAGGCCCAAACCAAACACCGGCUCAUCACCCAAUCGGAACAAGAACGGUCUUGCAUCUUGCUGGCGCAGUUCCAGCGACGUUCAGGAGAGUGGAUAUGGAUGCACUGUGUGCUGCAAGUUAAAGAGAGCUCGGAAAGCAAUCAACAACCCGUAAUUGUGUGCACUAAUCAAGUACUCAGCGAUGCCGAAGCCGCCGUCAUGAGAACUAAUAGCUGGCUGUACCAUUAUUAUUCGGUGCAGAAUAAACUUCAGUACGGCCUUACUUACGACGUUGGCCCAUCGUCCCGGCUAUUGUACUACCCCGAGCACACGCAGGGACCUGAAUUUGUGACCGGCCACGAGGCGGGCGGGUACGCGCACCUAACCGCGAUGCCCACGACAUUGCAACCUCAUCUAUCUCAUCACGCAGUUGCCACGCACGCACAUCACAAUCAACACCACCACCAUCACAGGCGUGCCGAUUCAGAGCCAGUAGAUUAUUCAUACAGUAAGCGAAAGCCCAAAGAAUUACAGAACCUCGAAUUAGAUGUAGCCGAUCACGACGCGCCCGAUACCAUAGGCGGUAGUAGCGGACUCCUGGUUAUCUCUCACAUUUCCGAAAGGCCCAGGACACUGCUGAAAGCAGAUCCAAGCGAUAUCAUGGACCAGUGGAACCCCAGUCCCCCCUGGUCGGAUACCUUACAGAAAGUUCCUGACUUGUGCCAUCAGGAACUCAGCCCUUACAUAGGAAGCGCGCCUCCAACUCCCACGGCCACUCCCAUCACGCAGACGGGAAGCGCUUUCUCGUUCGACUGGAUGCCGGAACAGUACGUCCCAUCGAUGGCUUCUAUAGUGUCCACUGAGGAUAACGAAAGGCAGAUAUAUUGGCCUACCGAACACCGACUUUUCCCCUUGCAACCUCCUCCAAAGCGAAAUCAUCCCCCUCCAGGUAGGUCAGAAUCCGCAGAUCGCGAUACUCCUUAGCGUCUAGAUUGUUUUUAGAUUAUAUGCCAAGUGCAAUAUCUAUAUCGAAAUUAGAAAAGUUAUUUAUUAAAUUAAAUGCGCCUCUUCGCAUCUGACUUGAUAUGAAUACUUGGAGUUCAUGCUUCCAUUAAGAA
Messenger RNA from Anoplophora glabripennis (Asian longhorned beetle), 1938 nucleotides. RefSeq names its product neuronal PAS domain-containing protein 4 (gene dysf). NCBI's taxonomy places the organism in Eukaryota, Metazoa, Arthropoda, Insecta, Coleoptera, Cerambycidae. Bases 20 to 1804 code for a protein of 594 amino acids. Gene Ontology annotation, molecular function: DNA-binding transcription factor activity, RNA polymerase II-specific; RNA polymerase II transcription regulatory region sequence-specific DNA binding; protein dimerization activity. The record is from RefSeq and is a predicted model, not a curated record. The transcript has 8 exons. Gene Ontology annotation, biological process: regulation of transcription by RNA polymerase II.